Messenger RNA from Xyrauchen texanus (razorback sucker), 3936 nucleotides. Its product is annotated as conserved oligomeric Golgi complex subunit 3-like. Gene Ontology annotation, biological process: Golgi organization; intracellular protein transport; intra-Golgi vesicle-mediated transport. Bases 29 to 2494 code for a protein of 821 amino acids. The transcript is spliced from 23 exons. The record is from RefSeq and is a predicted model, not a curated record. Lineage: Eukaryota; Metazoa; Chordata; Actinopteri; Cypriniformes; Catostomidae. Gene Ontology annotation, cellular component: membrane; COG complex; cis-Golgi network.
GUUCUGAUGACGUAGAGUGUUGUUGGUCAUGAUGGCGUCUCUCACAGAACAGCCUUACUCAGAUCUCACUGAGAAAGAAACUAGAGAGAAACUGUUUCACUGGGACCAGCGAGCUGAUCCAAUGGCGCCGUUAACCGACAAACAGACGGACUCGAUUCUUGAGAUCCGCGCCGCCGCUGAAGUGACUCCGAUUCCAUCUGAACUCCCUAUUGAGGACAUCUGCAGUCUGGCGUCUCGUUCUCUGCGCUCAUCUUUCACUACGACUCUGCCAGCGUCCACCGAGGACGUUCUUCUGCAGGGUUUCCAAAUGCUGGAUUUGGAGAAUGAAAGAAUAGAGACCGCUCAACAGUUCUUUAGCUGGUUCUCAAAGCUCCAGACUCGGAUGGAUCAAGAUGAAUCUGCUAAAUACAGGACGACUCGAGAUGUGUUGAACGGCUAUCAGGAGCAGUGUGACGCCAUUCUGACGGAUGUCAACACGGCUCUGCAGCACUUGGACUCUCUACAGAAGCAGUAUCUCUUUGUGUCCAUUAAAACUGGAACACUUCAUGAAGCCUGCGAACAGCUGUUGAAGGAGCAGUCAGAGCUGGUGGAUCUAGCUGAGAGCAUUCAAGAGAAACUUUCAUAUUUCAACGAACUGGAAAACAUAAAUACGAAACUGAACUCGCCAACCGUAUCUGUGAACAGCGAGGGAUUUAUACCGAUGCUUUCCAAACUAGAUGAAUGCAUAGAAUACAUUUCAUCACAUCCCAAUUUCAAAGACUACCCCGUCUAUCUCACCAAAUUCAAACAGUGUCUGUCCAAAGCGAUGCAUCUAAUCAAGAGCCACACUGUCAACGUCCUGCAGAACCUCACCGGACAGCUCACUAAACGGGACCCGAUGGGCGUUCCUAACGCUGAUAACGCCUUCACGCUGUACUAUGUGAAGUUCAGAGCGGCGGCACCUAAAGUUCGAAGGCUGAUUGAGCAAGUUGAACAGCGAUCUGAAAAGAUUCCCGAGUAUCAGCAGUUGUUGGAUGAGAUUCACCAGUGUUACCUGGACCAGAGAGAAGUUCUGCUCAGCCCCAGUAUAAACUCCUCCAUCACAGACCUCACCAGCCAGAACAGCAAGGAUCACUGCGCUCUGAUGCGCAGUGGUUGUGCAUUCAUGGUCCAUGUUUGUCAAGACGAGCAUCAGCUUUUCAGUGAGUUCUUCUCCAAACGCACCUCUAAACUGGACGAGCUCCUGGAGAAACUGUGUUUGUCACUGUAUGAUUUUCUGAGGCCUCUGAUCAUCCAUGUCGUUCAUCUGGAGACGCUAUCCGAACUCUGUGGCAUCCUGAAGAUUGAGAUGCUGGAAGAUCACGUUCAAAACAACGCGCUGCAGCUGGCAGCAUUUGACGCAGUCGUGAAGCAGAUGUUGGAGGAUGUUCAGGAGCGUUUGGUGUACCGAACACACAUAUACAUCCAGACUGACAUCACUGGAUACAACCCUGCACCAGGAGACCUGGCCUACCCCGACAAACUGGAGAUGAUGGAGAAAAUCGCUCAGAGUCUGAAAGAGGAGCAGAUGAAGUUGACGUCCAACAAUUCUUUCUCUAACGUACAGCUGGAGGAAUCGGACAAUAAAAAGAUCGGCUUGGUAGAUCAUCGAUUACAGAGCAGCGUUUCUCCAGCAGAUCUGCACGGCAUGUGGUACCCAACUGUCAGACGCACGCUAGUGUGCCUGUCCAAACUCUACCGCUGUAUAGACAGGUCAGUGUUUCAGGGUCUGUCACAGGAAGCACUAUCUGGCUGCAUCCAGUCGCUCCUCAAAGCCUCUGAUGUCAUUCACAAGAACAAGACUCCGAUCGAUGCGCAGCUCUUCCUCAUCAAACAUCUGCUCAUCAUGAGAGAACAGAUUGCACCUUUUCACGCCGACUUCGCCAUUAAAGAGAUUUUUCUGGAUUUGAAGAAGACCAGAGACGCCGCGUUCAAAAUGUUCCACCCGAUGGUUGUGCCCAAAUUCUUCCGGCUGAACAGUCACAAUGCCAUCCUGGAGUUUUUACUGGAGGGCACACCUGAGAUCAAAGAGCACUACAUCGACUCAAAGAAGGACGUGGAUCGGCAUCUCAAGUCCAGCUGUGAGCAGUUCAUACAGCAGCAGACCAACAUGUUUGUGAGCAACCUGGAAGAAUUUCUCACCAAGGUAGGAGCUCUAAAAACGAUGGCUGUUCAAGGAGGACCAACGUACAAUCUCUCUCAGCAGCCGUGGGCACAGCCUGCCAAAAUAAAUGACCUUGUGAUGGCUACAUAUCGAAUAAUGAAAAACAAGCUGCCCGGCACGUUACAAAGCAUGUCUUUAUAUCUGGCCAAUAGAGACACAGAGUUCAUUCUGUUCAAGCCGGUCAGGAACAACAUUCAGCAGGUAUUCCAGCGACUGCAUGCAUUACUGCAGGAAGAGUACAGCGGAGAGGAUCUGCAGAUCAUCGCAUGCCCAUCUAUGGAGCAGAUAAGUUUGCUGCUCUCGGUGAAGUGAAGUGCGCUGGACGCUGAAGUUCCUCCGUCCUCUGGUCACGGCAACACUGAUCGAAGAGACCAGACCAGAACCCCUCCGUGAGGGCUUCGUCCUGAACGUUCCAGAAGGUUUUGGAGAUAAACAAGUCUUUGAGGUUUUCGGCAAUAACAGUGUGACGCUCUGUUGCUGUUGCUUGAUGGUCACUCUUUCGUUUCCUCCUUUUUGUGUUGAUUCUGAUCCAUCUUGUUCAGAUUGAAAUUAUAUGUGGGCAGAAAGACUGGAGUGCUGAUAGUGUCGGGUCAGGCAUUCAGAACAGAGACGAGUAAUGUCCACUUGGUGGCGCUGUGGUGCAGAGAAUUGAUGUAGACAAAAGGGGAAAUGCCUUUUAUAGGUGAAGGAAACAAGAUGUGCAUAAAACAUAUUUAUUACAAAUAAAUGCAUUUUGUUAUUAUUUACCCACCCUCAUGUUGUUCCAAUCCCAUAUGCUGUUAUUUUUCCCUCUGGAACUUUUUAAAGGGUUAUUUUGAGGAAUGUUCAGGCAGCUCUGUUCCAUAUAACAAUGUUCACAGUGACCACGACUGUCCAGCUCCAAAAGUAACAUAAAAUCAGUUCAUAUGAAUUCAAAUGUGCUGCUUUCCAAGUCUUCAGAAGAUAUACGAUAGCUAUGUGUGAGAAACAGACACGAAUUUAAGUGUUUAUUCACUGAAAAUCCGUCAAAGCUCAAAUCUCAAAAAAUGUUGCAAACGCCGUUGGUUCUGGUGUCACAUGACCAGAAAUGUCUGUUCCUCAUACAAGCUUUCAGUUGGUUUGGAUAGUGCACAAGUCAUAUUGACUACUUUUAUGGUGAUUGAAUGGUUGGGUUUGGGUUUUGGGGUACUAUUGCAUAAAUAAUUGACUUCCUUUUUUGACAGGAAUGACAUGUUUUGUACUGUUUGCUGUGAAUGUAAUUUAACCCCAAUGUAAAUCAUUAUUCUGAACUAAAGAGCUGAAAGUUUAUUACACAUUGUGCAUAAUAUUCUUCCAGUCCUGCUUCAUACAUGCUCACACAGUCACUUCUCCGACUGCGAUGUGGAGAUGAGAUCUGGUCAAGUUGUUUCGUGGGACAGUAUUAAACAUUGAUUCAAAUCUUUCAAGCAGCUUUUAUGGAAAUGAUCUCUUUUGAUUUUUAUGUGGUUCUGUUUUUUGAAUGGGGCUUUUAUGGUGGAUAUAACUCCUCAUUUUCUCCUGCGUUAUUAUUCUGGCAUUUCCUUUUUCUUUAAUAACAGCUCUGCUGUCUGAUCUUCAAUCUCAGCGCCAAACAUUGACGACUAAAAGAACUUUUCAAUGUGUUUUCGGAUGCCUCGGCUUCUGCUGUGUAAUCGCAGGGAAGUAGCUGAUGAUGAUUUAUGUAACUAAUAAUUCUUUGAAUCAGUUUUAAACUCGUUUGGAGAGCAGUUGGCAAAUAAAACAUACAAAUAUAAUGU